UAUCGAACUUCACUAUCAUAUCUAAUAGUUAACCUAGGAUAGAACUUAGAUAUAUACACUUUCUUUCCCUUCGCUUACGCAUAUAUAGUUCUGAGUAAGUAACAAAGGGGUAUAUGCUAACAUGCGUUCCAUCUUUGUGGCCUUGGUUCUGUCAUGCUGUAGUCUUUCACAAAGUACUCUUGAAGUCUUCCAGGCCUCACCUCCUCCCCGGUCAACACUUGACGCUCCAGCGUGUCGCCAUGUGUUAUUCGAGCAUGAUUUUGGUAAUAGUUACGGUGCUCCGUACGUGGGACCCUAUACGCCACCUGAAGGCUGUAAUUUCACCACUACUAUUUUCAACCUGAGUGUAGUGUCGAGUGGACGGCAAUUCGAUCGGCUUGCAACACUAUGGCUUGGUGAUAUUGAAGUGUGGAGAACUUCUACCGCAAUGCCGACUCAAUCAGGGAUCCAUUGGUCGUUCCAAAAAGACAUGACUAUAUGGUACACACUAUUAACACAGAGCCAAAAGCUCAUCUUUGAUCUUGGAAACCUGAUUGAUGGGGAUCGAUACACUGGCCAUUUCAAUGUCACAAUGGAAGCUCUAUACUAUGAUGACCGUUAUAUCUCGGGCUUCCACCCUGCAGAACAUAUCUACCCCAUCUCGACGUCAUCAUCUUCGACUAACGCUACUUCAUUAUUCUCACUCCCCGACGACAGUGGGGUGGUCAAUCUUACCCUCCCAAGGAACGUAAAACAUGCGGUGGUUUCGGUCACGGCCUCUGGCAACGGCGAAGAGGAGUUUUGGUUCACGAACGUGCCGUCGGAAUACGUCCAUACAUUCCCCAGCAACGAUGGCUGGCUAUAUGAAUACAGUCCGUUUCGCGAAGUGCAGGUGCUCAUUGACGGCCGGCUUGCUGGCGUUUCGUGGCCCUUCCCUAUCCUCUUCACCGGCGGUGUUGACCCGGGUGCGUGGCGGCCCAUCGUCGGCAUCGAUGCCUUUGAACUAUCUCCAUUUGAGGUUGACAUCACCCCUUGGCUUGGCUUACUUACAGACGGACAACCGCACACUUUCCAAUUGCGUGUGGUGGGGUUUGACACAUCUGCGGAAGAUGGUAUAGGCCCCAUUGGAGAAAAUUGGUGGGUUUCAGGGUCCGUCUUCGUCUGGCUUGAUGAGGCGACCGAGCAGAAGACUAGCAACAACUUCCGUAUCGAGACUACACCGCCUUCUUUCGACUUCCAUCCGGUCGUUGGUAUAGAGGUAUCUAACAAUGGUACGAUUUCCAACACCUCAUUUCAUUUUGCGUUAACAGCAAGCCGAAAUAUAACGAUCUCUUCCACGAUCACAACAGGGACCGACACGCGCGACGUAGUAUGGACGCAGAGCCUCUCGUUUUAUAACAUACAGAACAUGUCCGACUUGGCUUUCAAUCAAUCACUGUCCAUGAUCACGUCGGGCAGUUACUCAGACUCGAUCUCAAACGUUAUAUCUCAUUACGUUUAUCCCUUAAACCUCUUCAGUGCAUAUGAUGUAGCCUCCUCCGGAGCAACGACGAAUCCUGGCUCUGUUUUCUGUAUGGUCGAUCGAAGCAAGCUGACAGAUGGUAUAUCUACGCUGCCUUUCUUUACUGGGAUAUCUGUCGGUUCGGAGAGCCUUCAUACUAGACAGAAUGUUACAUCGAAUUACCACUGGAAUAGGACGAUCGUGGAGGGGACGGAAGGUCUAGACGCGAUGGAUGGUGAAGUAUGGCUUUCGUAUUCUGGUAUUGCGGCGAGCGGGGACAGCGUCGUGGCAUAUCACCGAUAUGCUAAGGAGAAGAAUGAUAGCAUCUUGGUAGAUGAGCAGGGCUGGGGGCCAUUACAGGUGCCCAGUACAAUGCCUCUUCCACUCCCAGAUGAUUGAGAUGAUGUUGAUGCCGUCCAGUCUUAUUGUAUCCGUCCAAUUAAAACCCUUGAUAUAAGCCCAAUUUUGGUGGAUACCUAACCGCUAUAAUUUAAGCUUUCCCAGCCCGGAAGUCCACUAUAAACCCAUAAGUUUCAGUUAACUUUUGCAACAAAAC
Molecule: messenger RNA, 2036 nt
Organism: Annulohypoxylon maeteangense
Lineage: Eukaryota; Fungi; Ascomycota; Sordariomycetes; Xylariales; Hypoxylaceae
Exons: 2
Coding region: 122-1879 (585 amino acids)
Source: RefSeq, a predicted model, not a curated record